Messenger RNA from Raphanus sativus (radish), 1189 nucleotides. Its product is annotated as peroxidase P7. The transcript has 4 exons. Gene Ontology annotation, biological process: response to oxidative stress; hydrogen peroxide catabolic process. Bases 50 to 1003 code for a protein of 317 amino acids. The record is from RefSeq and is a predicted model, not a curated record. NCBI's taxonomy places the organism in Eukaryota, Viridiplantae, Streptophyta, Magnoliopsida, Brassicales, Brassicaceae. Gene Ontology annotation, molecular function: heme binding; peroxidase activity.
CAAGUACAAUAAUCAACUCUAAGUUUAACCAAGUCUUUACUACUCAGAUAUGGCUUCAAAUAUUGCCAUUUUAGUUAUCGUCAUUACGCUUCUAUUGCAAGGUGGUGAAGCACAACUCACUACAAAUUUCUACUCAACCUCUUGCCCCAAUCUUCUCUCCACCGUUAAAUCAGGCGUUAAAUCUGCCGUUAGCAGCCAGCCUCGAAUGGGUGCAUCUAUCCUUCGUCUUUUCUUCCACGAUUGCUUCGUCAACGGAUGCGACGGUUCUAUUCUACUAGACGACACAUCAAGCUUUACGGGAGAACAAAACGCGGGCCCUAACCGCAACUCGGCUCGUGGGUUUAAUGUGAUCGACAACAUCAAAUCAGCGGUUGAAAAAGCAUGUCCCGGGGUUGUGUCUUGUGCUGAUAUCUUAGCCAUUGCAGCUAGAGACUCCGUCGUACAACUUGGAGGGCCGAACUGGAAUGUGAAAGUAGGAAGAAGAGAUGCAAAAACGGCGAGUCAAGCAGCGGCGAAUAGUAAUAUUCCGGCACCGAGUAUGAGUCUGAGCCAGCUUAUUAGUAGUUUCAGGGCCGUUGGACUCUCCACCAGAGAUAUGGUUGCUCUCUCUGGUGCGCACACUAUUGGUCAAUCCCGCUGCACGAACUUCCGAACGAGAAUCUACAACGAGACUAACAUCAACGCAGCCUUCGCCACCCUGCGUCAGAAAUCUUGCCCUAGAGCUGCCGGUUCUGGCGACGGAAACCUAGCUCCGCUUGACAUCAAGUCCCCUACUUCUUUCGACAACAGCUACUUCAAGAACCUAAUGGCUCAGAGAGGUCUACUCCAUUCAGACCAAGUGCUCUUCAACGGUGGCUCCACCGACUCCAUAGUCCGUGGUUACAGCAACAGUCCGUCGAGCUUCGACUCCGACUUCGCGGCGGCGAUGAUCAAGAUGGGUGAUAUUAGCCCCUUGACUGGUAGUAGCGGUGAGAUCAGGAAGGUCUGUGGGAAGAUUAACUGAGUAAUCUCUCCACGUGGCUUUUUAUGAGUGGUUUGUGAUAGAAUAAGACCUUUUAAUCUUCCUCCUUCCAAAAAUUAUUGAAGAUCCAUUUGAGUGUGUGUUUAAGUAUGUAUUACGUCAGGAAAAAAAGUAUGUAAUACGUCCACAUUAAUAUCUAAUGAAAUUCGCUAAGUAUUUUUUCUACGA